Messenger RNA from Folsomia candida, 2014 nucleotides. RefSeq names its product zinc finger protein 37. The transcript has 11 exons. NCBI's taxonomy places the organism in Eukaryota, Metazoa, Arthropoda, Collembola, Entomobryomorpha, Isotomidae. The record is from RefSeq and is a predicted model, not a curated record. Gene Ontology annotation, molecular function: DNA-binding transcription factor activity; RNA polymerase II cis-regulatory region sequence-specific DNA binding. The coding region runs from base 386 to 1543 and encodes 385 amino acids. Gene Ontology annotation, biological process: regulation of transcription by RNA polymerase II.
GGCCCCUUAAUGUUUAAUCCACAUUUUAUAAAACAUGAGUAUUUAUAUAUUUCGAAUUUUAAACAAUUUAUAGCUUCAGAAUUGGUAAAGCUGUAACCUUUAAGGACGGCGACAUGAAGGCCGACCUGGCGACCGAGUUGUCCGCGGAGGUCGAAUCCCUGAAACAAUUUGUGGCUCAGACUCGACAAAGAAUUCGUCGCAUUGCUCGGCGCUGGAAUAAUUAUCGAUCAGGAUAAAUUUAAUCCUAACCCGACUGGUGUCACCAGACUGAUAAACGUGCUCAACGACAUUUUGACCUUGCCCUUCGCCGACUUUUUGUCCGUCACUACGUCUGAGGUUUUUAAUUGGCGAUGAAGAUGAUGCUGAUGUGAAAGUGGAGGAAGAAAUGUGUCCUUCUCCAAGUCAAGAAGAUGAUGACGAUUUUGACCCUUGUGACCUAUCUUUCAAUCCAAACGAAGAAGAAGAUCUUAAUAGUUAUAUACCACCUGCCACGAGUGUUAAUAAAAAGGACCGUCAAGAUGAUGCUGAUGUGAAAGUGGAAGAAGAAUUGUGUCCUUCUCCUCCAAGUCAAGAAGAUGACGACGAUUUUGACCCCUUUGACCUAGCUUUCAGUCCGGACGAAGAAGAUGACCUUGAAUGUUGUAUACGACCUGUUCUAGAUUUAAAAUCCAUCCUAGCCAAGGAGACGCCAGGCUCGAGGGUUAAUAAUAAGAAUCAAGAAAAGAUCAUUCUUACCACGGGAAAUAAAUUACGACGCAAGAUAGAUCGUGAUCGCACUGGGAGAAAUGGCGAUAUUGACAAGAAUCUUGGGUCAGGUCAAGGUCACACUAAGUCAUUUGGUGAACGUGACUUUCGCCUCGUGCUGGACAGAUUAAGUAAGAAAGAUCUCGCCAAGUGGAAAGUUCCGUUGGAGAGAAAGCGCAAGGUGGCGAAAAGGAUACCUCAACAACGUUUGGACGACGAUUUUGACGAUAACCCGAACGAGCAGGAUGACGAGUACACCCUCCCAAGCUGUAAUUCUUCCUCUGAAGACAACCUAGAAUUUGCCCCCGCUCACAAACAAAUGCGUUUUCCCGUCUUCCCCAAAGGCAGACCAUCGAAUCGACACCUUGACGGACUCGACGAAUUCGCAGUUUUCGAUCCCGUCACCCACGCCAAGCGAUACCGUUGUCCCGAUUGUUCCAAAAUAAUCAGAGUUCCGACACAUUUCAAGGAACAUAGACUAAUUCACACGGGAGAGAAGCCUUGUGUCUGCGCCACCUGUGGGGCUGCAUUCCGAAGAAAGAGAGAACUCCUCGUCCACCUUGAACGUCUGCAUUCCACGGAGAAAAAGGAAUUUUUUUGUGACCAAUGUCCCAAGUCGUUCCCAGUCCGAUAUCUGUUGAUGACUCAUCGAAGGAUUCACCUAAUGGCGAAGAAGCCUAUAGUUUACGUCUUCUGCCCAAAGUGUCCGAAGCAGUUCAAGAACAGGAGAUACUUAAAUAGACACGUGGUUGCAGUUCAUGACCAGGUUUCAGAGUUUCGUUUACACGUAUUUACAUAAUCGUCAGAUAUAAUUAAUACCAAUUAAUCAUGUUUCUGCCAGGUGAGGAAAUUCAAGUGUACCCUGUGUGACAUGGCGUUCACGCGGGGGAGUGCUUUACGUAUUCAUGUGAAAAGUCACGACAAUCCGAACAGGAGGAAGGAGGGGUAUAAAGGGGAAAGUAAAAAGGGGGAUCGCCAGGCCAACCAGGUCGAGAAAAGUGAAAAGGAUGUCGUUCCCAAGGGAAAUGCUCAGAAACCUGCUGACGGUGCGGACCAUGCCGACGGCCAAUCUGUCCCCCCUAGGAAACGUAUACGUAAACCUGUCACCCCACAACAGAGACUACGAUAUUAUCAAAACAUUAUGAAACCCAGGCGGAACCUCCUUCCUCCCGUCGCCUGUCCCGAUUGCGGCCUCGUCUCCAAAAAUGCUCUUUCUCUUAAAUCCCAUCGAAAACUUUUUCACUCCUCCCAAAUCCCGGUACCCCGAAAA